Anoplophora glabripennis (Asian longhorned beetle) is the source of this 825-nucleotide messenger RNA. It is a transcript of the gene Cbp20, whose product is annotated as nuclear cap-binding protein subunit 2. Gene Ontology annotation, molecular function: RNA cap binding. The record is from RefSeq and is a predicted model, not a curated record. Gene Ontology annotation, cellular component: nuclear cap binding complex. The transcript is spliced from 4 exons. Bases 230 to 715 code for a protein of 161 amino acids. Gene Ontology annotation, biological process: mRNA cis splicing, via spliceosome. NCBI's taxonomy places the organism in Eukaryota, Metazoa, Arthropoda, Insecta, Coleoptera, Cerambycidae.
CAUGCCAGUGCUGCCACAGAGUACAGAGUUAGCGUAUUAUAUGUUUUGUGGUUAGCGUUGUUGUUUGAUUUUUCAUUACUAAAUAAAUAAAUAUUAAUUUGAUAUCAACAUUAAUUAGUAAAUUUAAGCGCUUACAACAGUAUAAAGAGAAGAACAACAAAUAAUUUGAAGAAACUCUAAUAACGGCUGUUAGAAUUUUUGAAAAGGGGAUACUAUUUAACACAAUAUAAUGUCAACGAUAACCUCUCCAUCAGUAGAAUUAAGUUCAUACAGAGACCAGCAUUUUAAGGGUACAAGAGCGGAACAGGAUAAAUUACUUAGGUUAUCUUGUACACUCUAUGUUGGAAAUUUGUCAUUUUAUACUACAGAAGAACAAAUAUAUGAAUUAUUUUCUAAGUGUGGUGAUAUUAGAAGAAUUAUAAUGGGUCUAGAUAAGUACAAGAAGACACCAUGCGGUUUUUGUUUUGUAGAGUACUACACCAGACCAGAUGCAGAAAAUUGUUUGCGGUAUAUAAAUGGUACUAGACUGGAUGACAGAAUUGUAAGAACGGAUUGGGAUGCUGGAUUUAUAGAAGGAAGACAGUAUGGCCGAGGAAAAACCGGAGGGCAGGUGCGAGAUGAAUACAGAACGGACUUUGACUCUGGUAGAGGAGGAUAUGGAAAAAUUAUACAACAAAAAAUUGGUGGCAUUGAGACACCAAGUUUUUUAAGAUAGAUAUAAUUUCCUGUUUAAGUUUAGGUAAAUAUUAGUUGUGUAUAUAUAUUUUUUUUUAUAUAAAAACUGUCAUUUUUACUUUUGAACUGUAAUUAGAAAAUAAUUGUGAA